AUCUUUCAAGAUAUAUUUAUGUGGAUGUUUCUGCCAUAAAAUUAGAAAUUAUUACGUGGUAUCAGUAAAAUCUGUAGGCAAAUAAAUAACAUUCCGCAAACUCCAGCUUAUAUUCGAUGGACUACAUGAAUUCUUCAUGCAACUAGACAUUUUAACAUACCGUUCACAUAACAAUUUUUGUUGAUAUAUUUGAGGUUUGUGACUUUUGAAUGUCAUUGUCAGAUUAUAGGGAAAAAGGGAUAUGUAAAUCUUUUCGAUAGUGCGAGUAAACUACGUAUAUGCAUAAAUGACAAAUUCUGAAGAAACACAGAAUGCCCUCGAGCGGAGAUCUACCAGAAACUUUAUUAAAGAAAACGUUCAUAAUAUUAAACAAAUACAAGGCGUAAUGCAGAUGCAGAAAGGAUCGAAGUCAAAGUUGAUAAAAAGUGACAGGUUUCGAAAUUUCCCUACUGGACAUUUUAGGAGAAUAAUCCCGGAAAAAGCCAAUGGGGAGCAAAGUAAAUUUAAGAGAUCUGAGGUAACUUUGAAAGCUAAAUCUGAACUAGUAAAAACUGAGAAAAGACAUGAUAUUCUUUCUGAUGCAAUGCAAAAGUUUUCUCACCGUUCCGUACAAACCGAGAGAACAGAUGAUCUCGUUUCUUUAUACGAAACUGGUGUAAUAAAGUAUGCCAGCGCGAAGCCGUUCAAAUCUGCAACAAAAAAUAAUAGAUGUCACGCUGAAGGGGAUUAUGAAGAUGAUUUCGGAGAAAAAAAUCAUAUUAAAAAGAAUAUAGAAAAUUUGAAACCAAAAACAAUUCGCCACCAAGUUCCUAAAGUUCCUGUUGAUGUUCCUCCGACAUAUCAAAAAGGUAGAUUACCAAAGUAUUUGCAAAACAAAAAAGAGGAAAUCAAAGAAGAGGAGGAUACCUGUCCAAUAGGACACAUUCUCCUUCCUGAAGCCGAAAGAAAAGAUACUUUGAAAUUAUUACGAGAAAGUUAUGCCAGUCGGAUUCAAGAAUUGAAUACAUUACCAGUAAGAAGUGAUACAUUGCGAGUUAAAAAAAGAAAACAAGAAAUUGAAGAAGAUCUAAAGAAAUUAGAUAGCGGUAUAAGGGUGUUUCAACGUCCCAAGGUUUUUGUUAAAAUUGAUUCGUGAAUUAAUUAUAAUGAGGGGUUCAAAACAACAACUCAUAAAAACUAAAUUAUUUGUUCAACGUGGUCUACUCAUUUUAUGUUAAAUUAUCUGGUUGAAAUUGUCUAGAAGAUUCUAUUAAAAUUAUAAUCUGAA
Molecule: messenger RNA, 1267 nt
Organism: Diorhabda carinulata
Lineage: Eukaryota; Metazoa; Arthropoda; Insecta; Coleoptera; Chrysomelidae
Exons: 1
Coding region: 287-1135 (282 amino acids)
Cellular component (GO): cytoplasmic microtubule
Source: RefSeq, a predicted model, not a curated record